Messenger RNA from Malania oleifera, 2168 nucleotides. Its product is annotated as protein RBL-like. The coding region runs from base 356 to 1924 and encodes 522 amino acids. Gene Ontology annotation, cellular component: Set1C/COMPASS complex. NCBI's taxonomy places the organism in Eukaryota, Viridiplantae, Streptophyta, Magnoliopsida, Santalales, Ximeniaceae. The record is from RefSeq and is a predicted model, not a curated record. The transcript has 5 exons. Gene Ontology annotation, molecular function: protein binding.
AUUCUUAUUAUUUUUUUUGGGCCUUUUACUAGAACGAAACUUUUGAUCAAACGCAUCCUAAAUGAUUUCCCUUCUCAAUGGUUGAGACACGUAUGAAAAAGAUCGGAUGGGGAACGUAAGAAGCGCAAAAAAUUCGGGUACGCCAAAGCAUCCAACCCACCAUGUUGAAUCAGAUAGCUCGAUCCUCCCCGCCGACCGCCAUUGCCAAAGCAAUAUCGAUCAUGGGUUCUUGCUGGUGCCAGACUGCCAUUACGCCUGUGCUGACGCAGAAUUGAAACCUCAGACGACGGAGAGAGUGGCAGAGACCGAGAGAGGGAGAGAGACUUUGUAGGGAGACGAGAGGAGAAGGUUCUUCAUGAACGUCUCAAUAAUAGAUCCACUGCAGGGAGACUUCCCCGAAGUGAUAGAGGAGUAUUUAGAACAUGGACUCAUGAAAUGCGUUGCCUUUAAUCGCCGAGGGACGCUUCUUGCCGCUGGUUGUUCUGAUGGAAGUUGCAUUGUCUGGGAUUUUGAGACGAGGGGUAUUGCUAAGGAGCUUCGAGAUAAAGACUGCAAUGCAAUCAUUACAAGUGUUUGUUGGUCAAAAUAUGGCCAUCGUAUACUUGUGUCUGCUGCUGACAAGUCAUUAACACUUUGGGAUGUUGUCAAUGGGGAGAAGAUAGCUCGUACAACCCUGCAGCAAGCCCCACUACAAGCUCGUCUGCAUCCUUGUUCAUCUACUCCAUCCCUCUGUCUGGCAUGCUCACUGUCAUCCGCUCCCAUGAUUGUUGACUUGAACACAGGAAGUACAACAGUGCUUCCAGUUUCUGUUUCUGAUGCGGGUGCUGGAUUACCCCUUCCUCCUCGAAACAAAUUCUCAGAUGGCUCUCUUCCUUUCACUCCAACUGCUGCAUGCUUCAACAAGCAUGGAGAUUUGGUCUAUGUGGGAAACUCUAAAGGAGAAAUACUUAUAAUAGAUUACAGAAGCAUACAAGUGUGUGGCAUAGUUUCAAUUUCUGGUGCUGCUGUGAUAAAAAACAUUGCCUUCAGCCGGAAUGGACAGUAUCUUCUAACAAAUUCAAAUGACCGAACGAUCAGGAUCUAUGAGAACCUUCUGCCUUUGAAAGGUGAACUUGGUGCCCUCGGUGAACUAAACAUGACCUUUGUUGGGCUAGAUGGGGUUGAGAAGUUAAAAUCUGUUGGAUCAAAGUGCUUGGCACUUUUCCGAGAGUUUCAAGAUUCAAUCACCAAAAUGCAUUGGAAAGCACCCUGUUUCAGUGGUGAUGGUGAAUGGAUUGUUGGUGGUUCUGCUAGCAAAGGACAACACAAAAUCUACAUAUGGGAUAGGGCUGGGCAUCUUGUUAAAAUCCUUGAAGGUCCUAAGGAAGCCUUGAUUGAUCUAGCAUGGCAUCCUGUUCACCCAAUUGUUGUUUCGGUCUCCCUAACUGGUUUGGUCUAUAUUUGGGCAAAAGAUUAUACUGAGAACUGGAGUGCAUUUGCUCCGGACUUCAAAGAACUUGAUGAAAAUGAGGAGUAUGUAGAGCAAGAAGAUGAAUUUGAUCUAAUGCCUGAAACUGCAAAGGUGAAAGAAUCAGAUGUCAAUGAGGAUGAUGAAGUUGAUGUUGUGACGGUGGAGAAGGAUUCUGCUUUCAGUGAUUCAGAUAUGUCUCAGGAAGAAUUGUGCUUCUUACCAGCUAUUCCUUUCCCUGAUGUUCCCGAGCAAAAGGACAAGUGUGUAGGAAGUUCUUCAAGGUUGGUCAAUAGCAGUCAUUCAGAAGGUGCAAGACAAAAUGGGCGAGCAAUGAACCAUGCUUCAAGUCCAGUCGAAGCAUUAAAUAAUUCUGUCAUGGACGAAACUGAAGGGGCACAAUUGAAACGAAGGCGGAAACUAUCAGAGAAAGGAUUGGACUUGCAGUCAGAGAUCAGGAAACCCUUAAGAAGAUGAAAUCUUCUGAUUAAUUGGAAAAAAAUUUAAAACAGAUCUGUAGUUGAACAGGAUAGAUGACAUUGGUGUAUUUGUCAUGUUCACCGCAGCAAAACCUUGUAUUUAUAGAAUUUAUUCUUCUGGAAGAACCUGUUGAACUAUUUAUAUUAUUCGAAAAGAUGCAGGCUAAUUAUGGUGUUGGCUGAAUUGAACCUGAGAAAAUGUUUUGGGGAUAAGUUUUUUAAGUAGUUUUAUCUGUAACAAA